GAAGUGAAUAUUGAAUUUGAAGCACAUUCCAUAUCAGACAAUGACUAUAACGGGAUAAAGAAAUUACUGCAACAGUUGUUUCUAAAAGCUCCUGUUAACACUGCUGAAUUAACUGAUAUAUUAAUACAACAGAAUCAUAUUGGAAGUAUUAUCAAGCAAGCAGAAGUCCAAGAAGACAGCAGCGACGAUGAUGAAGAUGAUGAUGAAGUCUUUGGUUUUAUAAGCUGCUUAAACUUAACGGAAAGGAAGGGUACACAGUGUGCUGAACAAAUCAAAGAGCUGAUUCUAAGUCGGUGUGGGAAGAGCUGUGAACAUCAUGUAGUUGAACAACUGAAUAAGCUCCUAGAUGACAAUACUAAGCCUGUGGGUCUUAUACUAAGUGAAAGAUUCAUUAACGUACCACCACAGAUUGCUCUGCCCAUGCAUCAGCAGCUUCAGAAAGAGUUGACUGAGGCACAGAGAACAAACAAACCUUGUGGAAGGUGCCACUACUAUCUUCUUAUCAGCAAGACUUUUACAGAAGCCACAAAGAGCAACUCUAAGAAGAUGGAAGGGAGAAAUCAGCAAAAGGAGGAAUUAAUGUUUGCAAAUGCAGAGGAAGAAUUCUUUUAUGAGAAAGCCCUUCUGAAGUUCAGCUACUCUGUGCAAGAGGAAAGUGACACCUGUUUGGGCGGCAGAUGGUCCUUUGACGAUGUGCCAAUGAAACCUUGGCGGACUGUUAUGAUAGUUCCAGCUGAUGGAAUUAAUGCAAUUAUGGAUAAACUCAGAGACUAUCUCUCACUCUGAGCUUUCCUAUAAACACCGUUUUUUACAAAGCGGCCACCCAGAACUACGACUUCCCAAUAUUUUCAGAAGACUGCUGUUGGGUUAAUGCUUUUGGACUGCUCAAAUGCUUCGAAGCUCUGUAUGCUUAGAAGACGAGUAGGUGGUACAACUAAAAAUAUCCAUC
Messenger RNA from Leptosomus discolor (cuckoo roller), 949 nucleotides. Lineage: Eukaryota; Metazoa; Chordata; Aves; Leptosomiformes; Leptosomidae. The record is from RefSeq and is a predicted model, not a curated record.